AAAAAAGUCACAUCUAUGGUGCAAUAAAAUAAACUACAAUUCCCAAACCACUACUGGACCUUCUUUCCUCUGUGCGGCCGUACAGUAAUACCAAAAUGAAAUAAAUUUAAAAUAAAUCCGGACACCUCCUUUAUGAGCUGAAUUGAACAUGGACUAAAAUGACUGGCACGUUGCUAUUAUAAUAGUUCAUUUCAGUGAGUUUUAUAAACACAAAACGACAGUUAACUGUCCUGUUUUUAUUUUACUUCAUGGAUAAUUUCCUGAUUUUGUCAAUUACUUCUCCAAAAUUCCUGAGCGCGGGUCUGCACUCUACUGAUUGUUCGUAUAAUUGCUUCACUCGGCAUUGUCACCAUCCAGCUUGGGGAAGGAGCCGUUGCGCAUGUUCUCCAGCCCGUAGGCCAAACUCUGUUGAAGAUAAGCCCCCGGAUGAGGCAACGGGAGCAAAGUCCCGCAUGAGUGUGUCUUGAUGCGGGCUUGAUAACAACCGGCACAAGUGCAAUCAGCAAUUACAGUCAGACCAUAAGCCAUAAAGCGAACACAGAUACCAAAGAUGCUGUGUUUGACUAUACACGCCCUGCAGGCCGAGUUUCGCUUUGAAAGAACAGAGAGCAUGCGUUUUCUCGCCUGCGUGGAUUUCUACGACGGGCUCCGCUUCACAAACUCUUCUGCUGGGGUAUUCCGGCGCAAAGAAAUGGAUUGAGUAGAGGAGAGGAUUGCGAGAGGAUCAUUUCUGAGGUCAAAGCUAUUCGCCAUGAUCCACGUCGACGUCCACUCGCUGACCCAGCCGGUGGGCAUCCUGCGGCUGAUGGCCGCCGUCCUCACGUGUGUGUGUUUUAGCCUGGUGGCAUCGGCGGGCUACGUGCCGUCUCCUUACUGGGCCUGGUGCAUGUUCACCUGGUGCUUCUGCUUCUUCUUCACUCUCCUCAUCCUCAUCCUGGAGUUCACCACCUUCAGCGCCAAGUUGCCCUUCGCCUGGGAUGACUUCACCACCGCCUUCGCCAUGCUGGCGAGCCUCAUGUGCCUGGCCGCCUGCGUCAUCUACCCGACGUUUUUCACCUGCGCCGUCUGCUACCGACAGAUCGGCGCUUCCGUGGUGUCCUGCGUGUGUUGCGGGUUGUACGUGGGCGAGGUGACGCUAAAUCGCCUGCGGCCGAGCGGGCAGAUCCGAGGCUUCCUCUCCACGCCGCCCGGAAUUAUGAAGAUGCUGGAAACUUUCCUCGCCUGUCUCAUCUUCACAUCUCUGGAGGAAAGACAGUACGGGCACUCUCCUGAACUGCAGUGGUGCGUGGCCGUGUACUCCUUGUGCUUCAUCCUCGCCAUGCUCAUCAUCCUGCUCACCGUUGGACAGCUGACCUCGCUACUGCCGUUUUUUGACAAGAUGGUGAUCGUCUAUGACAUUUUAGCAGCAGUUAUGUAUCUGACAGCUAUGGUGAUCUGGCCACUUUUUAGUUUCCGAAAUAAUCAGAGACCACCGAACUGUGGUUACCUGUGUUCAUGGGAUAAAUUGGUGAUGGUCACCGUCAUGACAAUUCUCAACUUCGUUGUUUACGUCCUGGACUCUGUCUACUCUAUGCGGCUCGUGUUGAGUGUCAGCGCGCAGUGAAGCUGUUUUUAAAACUGGGGGGGGGG
Hippocampus comes (tiger tail seahorse) is the source of this 1629-nucleotide messenger RNA. Its product is annotated as myeloid-associated differentiation marker. The record is from RefSeq and is a predicted model, not a curated record. Gene Ontology annotation, cellular component: membrane. The transcript has a single exon. NCBI's taxonomy places the organism in Eukaryota, Metazoa, Chordata, Actinopteri, Syngnathiformes, Syngnathidae. The coding region runs from base 752 to 1603 and encodes 283 amino acids.